AUAUUUAUUUAGUUAUUCUUUGUAGAUGGGUCUGUCCUAGCAGGCCACCAAAUCCAAGAUGUUUGGGACAAAUAGUUCCAAUCGAGGAGCAUUUCUGGAGGCAACCAGAGAAGCCAGAGAAGAGCGGGCUGCUGAAAGAAGACGUGAUGAGGCUGCCAUUAAGAUACAGGCCACUAUUCGUGGCUGGCUUGUGCGGUGCUCACGAGAUCAAAAGAUAAGGGAUAAAUUCGACGAGUUGUUUGGCCAUGAUGUAGUACCCUUGGACCAAACGCCUGCAUUACCUCCUGCCCUGGAGGUCUUCCAGCAAGUCGCACACUUCAUUAAGAUAUUUAAUCUGGAGAAAGAUCAGAAGAGAUUUGAAAUAUUUACUCGGUAUUUGUUGGCCAGCAUGGACAGUGAAAACUUGCAGCAAAGUUACGUCUCUUGUGGAAUAAAUAAGGAUCUCACUUUACAUUGGAUUCAUCAUAUGAAAUGUGUUCUCUUCAUCGCCUGCAAAGUACUGGAAAGUUUGCAGGCAGAAGUAUCUUCAGAGAAUCGCCUGAUAUCCUUAUACCUGCACCUCCUCCUUGCCUUUACUGCGACCAACACCUGGAGGAUCGUACGCAUGCAGAGCUUUGAACCGCUCAGACCAGCACUUAAUAAGCUGACCGAAAACAUCAUGGGAGACUUAGUGUGUCGGGGCUUGUACACUACUUUAAAUCAUGUGCUGGUUCGAGGGUUAUGUCGAGGGAAGACAGCACUACGAGGCCCUGCAGUCACCACAGUGGUGACACUAGCGCUGCGUCCUCUUGUGGCAGCCCAGUAUUCGGACAAACUGCUUUCUCUAAUCACCAUCCACAUCCUCAGUGUUCCAGCACUUGUUCAUCACCUGGUUACCCUGGCUCCUGAGGCCCUGCAAAUGUUUCGCACCAAUGAUUUAUUUGAGAGAGAUGUGGAGUUUGUACAGACGGAGCAAAAUCUACGUAUUGUUUUUAAUACACUGGAAGGCUCCUAUGCUUUGUGUCUUCUAGCAAACCUAGUUCAUCUGGCAUAUGAAGAAAAAGAUCGUGCUCUUCCAAAGCUGGCAUUUCCCAAGUUCAAUUUUGUGGUGAAACGUCUGCUGGAGAAGUGCGGAGAAUAUGUGACAACGAAGCAGAGUAGCCUGACGCAGUGGCACCCUGUGCUUGGCUGGUUCUCACGUCCCCUUGACCAGCACCUCAACGAGUCUUUAACUUUGGUUAAAUCACAGCUCCAGCUCCUUUGGUCAAGCUCAAUUAUUAAAGUUAUGUUUUCAUAUCUUUCCAAUGUUGUAGAUCAAGAACCAUCACAAAGUGACUCCAACGUAAAUUCAGGAAAUGCUGCAUCCUCUGCAGCCUCUUCCUUCAGCAACAUAGGUUCUUUUGCCCCUUCAAAUUUCCUGAAGAAAGCACUAGAUCGUAAGCUUUGUUCCACUGUCACUGGAGGAUCCCUCAGAAGUGGAGGUCUACGUGGUGGAGGUUGCCGAAAGCUAGGUUCCCCAACAGUAUCUACCGUGGCCAUGGUGUGCUCUAUGUAUCACACAGCAAUCACAACUCUUUCACAAUUAAGGAUGGAUAUUCUUACAGGAUUAUGCUACAAGAGUGAAAUGGUGCCUCAACUAUGGCAUAUCCUGCUCUCACUUGGGCCAUCCUGUGGAAUCAAGAGUUAUUUAGACCUGUUGUCAGUUUCAACAAAAGCUACAGCACCUGAAUUUCAUUUGCUCAUCCUGUUUUGUGAUGCAACAACUCAUGUUGUUACGGUGCUUGAUGAUUUGGAGAUGUAUGAACAGCAGAAGCCUUUCAGUCUUGUUGACUACUCAACUAUGGCAUCAUUCCUCAAUAAUUUUACUUACAAGAUAAUUAACAAUGGUUUGGUGGAUGUUCGCAGUGUCCAAAGUAGUGCCCUCUUUGUCUCGGUGCACACGCUCCUCAUGCUUUUAUACAAGAGAAAUUCACGCAGAAGCUAUGUCCCUGACACUCAUUGGCUUAUUAAAGAAGUGCGUGUGUCCACAUUCAUGGCUGAGCUGGAACGGGGCAAGAGAACUGCCCAGGUACUGAUGCAGAAAAUGCCGCACAUCAUCCCUCACACCGAGCGAGUGCUGCUGUUCAGAAAACAUGUCAACAAUGAAAAAGCUGUGUUAGGACUAACAGAUGCUGCCUGUGCCACACCUCAUUCCACUCUUAUCACAAUACAUAGAUCUCGCCUUGUAGAAGAUGGUUAUAGACAGCUAGCGUCACUAUCUCCUCGAUCCCUGAAGGGUAUGAUACGAGUUCGCUUCAUUAAUGAGCAAGGGUUGGAUGAAGCUGGAAUAGACCAGGAUGGAGUCUUUAAAGAGUUCCUGGAGGAGACACUCAAGAGAGUAUUUGACCCGUCCCUUAACUUGUUCCGUCUCACAAGCGAAGAGCGUCUCUACCCGUCCCCAACGUCCUCCAUGACGGAAAAUCACCUCCAGUUGUUUGAAUUCACCGGACGCAUGUUAGGAAAAGCGGUGUACGAGGGUAUUGUGGUUGACUGCCCAUUUGCAUCAUUCUUCCUCAGUCAAGUAUUGGGUGAGCAACAAUCAGCUCUCUACUCUUCCAUUGAUGAGCUGCCCUCACUGGACCCGGAAUUGUACAAGUCAAUGACUUAUAUCAAGCAUUAUGAUGGAGAUGUAGGAGACUUGGACCUGACAUUCUCCUAUGAUGAAGAUUACUUGGGCCAGAUCAUUAAUCAUGAACUUAGGCCUGGUGGUAAGGUGGUACCUGUCACUAAUGACAACAAAAUUGUUUAUAUCCACCUCAUGGCACACUUCAAGAUGCACACACAGAUCAAGGACCAAACAAAAGCCUUCAUCCGUGGCUUCCGUUCCAUCAUUAACCCAGAGUGGCUGUCACUGUUUUCCAUUCCAGAGUUCCAAAGGCUUAUCUCGGGAGACAACGUAGCCGUGGAUCUCAAAGAUCUGCGUGAAAACACACUUUAUUAUGGUGGCUUUCAUGAUAAACACAGAGUUGUUUGUUGGCUGUGGGAUAUCCUUGAGCGAGACUUCAAAGAGGAGGAACGAGCACUUUUCCUAAAGUUUGUGACCAGCUGUUCCAAGCCUCCACUCUUAGGAUUUACACACUUGGAACCACCGUUUUCUAUUCGUUGUGUUGAAGUUGGUGAUGAUGAAGAUACAGGUGAUACCAUUGGAAGUGUUAUCCGUGGUUUCUUUGCUAUACGCAAACGUGAUCCUGUGAACCGCCUUCCCACCUCAUCUACAUGCUUUAACCUGCUUAAACUACCAAAUUACCAGCGAAAGAGCACUCUUAGAGAUAAAUUACGUUAUGCUAUUACAAGUAACACAGGAUUUGAGCUUUCUUAAGGUUAAUAAUUGAACUGAAUGCAGAAAAUGGUCUCAUGAAUCAAUAUUUGCAAAUCAGUUAUUGAAAUGGUAUUUAUCCUGAAAGUUCACAGAUGACUGAGAAGUGUCAGCAAUUACUUUCCCAAAUCACCAGUGUGUGUGUGUGAGACCCAUAGUCUGCUCCCGAGUAGAUGAGAUGCUGAUGUAGACUUGUGUAAAGCUGUUCUAUGCUUGAGAUGAUCAUCACUAGUGAGCUCUUAUAUUUUCCAAACUGAAGAUUAUAUAUAUGUUUUUACUGUACCUGAAGAUAUUGAUGAUCUUCUAAUGCUAUUAGAUCUUAUAUUUGAAUAUACCAUAACAUUUUAAUAUAUUGCUGAAAUAUAAUAUAAUAAUAUAUUAUAAUAUAAUAUAUUAAUAUAUUGCCGAAAUAUAAUUUAUUUUGUGUGGGUAAUGAGACUUGUACAUGAAAUUUUAGAAAUGUAUAAUAUUCUUUACGGUAAUAACCUUUGUUUUUGAAUUGCUGAAAUACUGUAGUACUGAACAUUGAUCAGUUGAUUUUCUAAACAGUGUCCAGUAGCGUAUUGCAAUUAAUUAGAAGUUUAAGACUGUAUCAAAUUAUUUAAAGAAUAGUACAAACAUAUAUUUGUCAAUUAUAUGUGAUGUCAUAAAGUAUAAAUGUCACUCAUUUUUCUAGCUGUCAUGCUCUUUGGAAAUAUACUAAAUCCAAGUGUGGCUCAGGGCUCUUGUGAGGUAACAUUUGUCAAUAAAGACAAUGAUUCAAGUGUCCAUGCAGUUAAGAAAUUUGUGAGUACUGUAUAACUUAGAAAUAUUUUUAUUGUGUGUGCUAGUGUUGAAGCGUUUGGGGGGUAAAGGAAUCAUGGGUUUUCUUCAGUCAUUUGUAAGUGUUCUCCAGCAGCAAAUAACAAAGAUUUGUAUCAUUCAGCUCUUUAUUUGUACUAAUAAUAUUCAUAUCAUUCAUUAUAUUUUGUGUUUAUGAUAACAAAAAUUAGUUAUUAUGGAAAUGUAGGUAGUGUUGAAGCACUACAGAUCAGACAUGACAUAGGCCUAUAGGCAAAGGGAGAUGACAUAGGCCUAUAGGCCAAGAGAUAUGACAUAGGCCUACAGGCCAAGAGAUAUGACAUAAGCCUCUGGGUUAUAAUAAAUGACUUAGGACUACAGGCCACUAGAAAUAUAUUUGACUACAAAUCACUAGAGAUGACAUAGGCCUAUAGGCCAGGAGAGAUGACAUAGGCCUAUAGGCCAGGAGAGAUAACACAGGUCUACAGGCCAGGAGAGAUGGCAUAGGCCUACAGGCAAGGAGAGAUAACAUAGGCUUACAGGCCACCAAAAGUGAUGUUCAACUACAGGUCACUGGGGAUGACAAAUGACAACAAGUUAGGAAAGAUCAGGGUAAAAAACCAGCGUUGAAUGUAAUGAAACGCCAUUUUCUGGGUGAGACCCGGAGGCUCCCCAGAGCUAUCUGGGCUGAUUUGCUAAUGUCAGGCUUUGGCAUUAGUCAUGUGUAUAGAGU
Procambarus clarkii (red swamp crayfish) is the source of this 4847-nucleotide messenger RNA. The record is from RefSeq and is a predicted model, not a curated record. NCBI's taxonomy places the organism in Eukaryota, Metazoa, Arthropoda, Malacostraca, Decapoda, Cambaridae.